This is a messenger RNA of Cyphellophora attinorum, 654 nucleotides long. RefSeq lists its product as uncharacterized. The record is from RefSeq and is a predicted model, not a curated record. NCBI's taxonomy places the organism in Eukaryota, Fungi, Ascomycota, Eurotiomycetes, Chaetothyriales, Cyphellophoraceae. The transcript has a single exon. Bases 1 to 654 code for a protein of 217 amino acids.
AUGUCUGCUACACGCAUUGUCGUACCAGUCAUCCUCGCCACAAACCCAGCCGAUGGAGUCCUUGAGGACGUGGCAGCCGCCUCGUGGGAGGGCCCACAUGUAGUGCUUACCCGCAUGUCCACUCGGUAUCGUCGCCAUAUAUCCCGGCAUCGGUUCAUCCUUGCUGCAUAUCUGCUGUUCACCGCACGCCAAAUAGCCAUUUUUGAUGUUGACCCAGCAUUUGUCAGUACUGCUGUUCAUACUGCUGCGGAGAUGCUGACAAUCAUCAAGGUCUUCAAUAUAGAUUCAAUUCUUCCCAACUACCACUCCAUACUACCCACCAGAGUGUCAUUCAGUCAACUCGCGUUCAAAGAGUUCCUCACCUCGGUACUGCACAAGCAGCAGGGUCGUCCCCCUACUGGACCAUUCAUCGACAACUAUAUUGUCUAUUGCGGCCGUAGGGCAGCUCGGUACCUCGUCGUCUCUCUCCGUUUCAGCAGCAUAAAAGCCGUGCUCCUCGUCGCGUACGCAGCACUCUUGGGGACGCUCGUGGGAAUUGGAGCUGGACUGGCGACACACGACGUGAGCACUGGAGCACAAGUCGCUGGCGCCAUCUUCACCCUUGUGGUGGUCAUAGCUCCUUCUUUGGCUGCCUUGGUGUGGCACGUUGUGUGA